AUGGCUGCGAUUGUGGGGUAUCGCGCAUGGGCGUGGAACGACGAAGACGCAUACGCAUGCACGCAUUUUGAUCUGGAGAUGGACAUGGAGACGGAGCGAGUCCUCGAAGAGGGCUGGACUACUUUCGAGAAACGGUUCCGCGAGCAGAAUCGCUACUCAAAAGGAGAUCUUGAUGUGGGUGCAUUGAGUUCUCGCUCUCUGACUCGCUCGCAGCCUCCGUUGUACGACCUGCCUCCGCUUUACGACGAUGUGAUCCAUGACCUUCCUCCGGAAUAUACUGCUCUGCCUCCGCUGGCACAGCGACAAUCUAUCGUUUACGCAGUACCCACCACUCGGGAAAAAUCGCAGACUCGGUCAUCGGCAGUGCUGAAAGAUCGCAUGCUGAAUAUACGUAUUGACUUUGAGAACAUUACGGGUGUAAGGGAACAUAAGAAGAAAAAGCCCGCCCCUGCAAAAAAAGCAGCACCACCUUCGCCUCCGCCUCCGCCUCCCCCUCCGCCUCCACCGGCCGAGUCCGGUGGGGAUGGCGGAGAUGACAAUACCAAUGGUGGAGACGGCGGUGGUGAUGCGGGCGGUGCUGGGGACGGCAAUGGUGAAGGGGGUGGGGGUGACGACUGGGGUGACGACUGGAACGUGAGUGGCAGCAAAAAGGAUAAAAAGAAGAAAGAGCAAGAGGAAGAGGAGGAGAGACUUGCCAAGGAGGAGGAAGAACGAAAGGCGGCAGAAGCUUCCGCUAACAAUGAUCUCAGCUGGGCUGAGGGAAAUGGUGGUGGUGGCGAUGACUCGUGGGCUGGCUUUGCGAGUGUAGGAAAAAAGAAGAAGGGGAAGGACGAAGCACCGCCUGGAGGUUUCCAGGAUAUAAGUCUAAACGAUGGCGCACCUCAGCUGGACCUGAACUUUGAUACCCCGGCGCCAAAGACUGGAGGAACUGGAUUCAGCUUUGGGGGUUGGGGCAAAGACUGGACUACCGGUGGCAAAGGUGAUCCUCUCAGUGAGCCUCCUAAAGCGGAAGCCAAGGACAGCAAUCCCUGGGCCACGUCCAAAAAGAAGGGAAAGGGUGAAUUCGACUUUGGCGACCUUGGCUCUCCGCCCGCCAAACAAGAAGACAACUGGGAUGGCUGGGAUAUACAAACCAAGGAUAAGAAGAAGAAAGACGAGCCAGAGCCAGCACCCGAACCGGAACCAGUCCCAGCAUUCGAGCCUGUGCCACUUCCACCUCCGCCUCCUGCCAGAACGGAUUUCACUCAAGAAGCUUGGUACCUUGGAAUGUCGAAGAAGGAGCAGCGCAAAGCGAAGAAGGAGAUGGAAAAAAAGUGGAAGGACGAGGAUGAUGCUUAUGCAAAGGCGGUUGCAGAGGCGGAAGAGCAGGCGGCAGCGCAAGCUGCGGCUGCACCUGAGCCAGAGCCAGAGCCGGAGCCAGAGCCGGAGCCGGAGCCUGAACCUGAACCGAUAGUUGAGGAAACUCAACCACCCGCUGAGCCCGAGAAUGAUUGGGGCUGGAAUGUUCCAGUCAAGACAAAGGACAAGAAGAAAAAGAAGAUCGAUCUUCUAGCUGACCUAGAUCCGCCAGCCCCAGAUCCACCAUCAGCCGGUGACGAUUGGAUGGGUGGAUGGGGUACUAGUGGAAAGAAAGACAAAAAGUCCAAGGAGCCGGAGCCUGUAGUAGAGGAAAUACCAAAAGCCAAGGAGCCUGAAGAUGUCUUUGCCGCCUGGGGAAUCUCGACAAAGGAUAAGAAGAAGAAAAAAGGCAAAGCUGAACCAGAGCCGGAACCCGAGCCGGAACCUGAACCAGAGCCGGAGCCAGAGCCGGAGCCAGAGCCAGAACCAGAGCCGGAACCUGAACCUGAACCUGAACCCGAGCCGGAGCCAAAGCCAGCCGUGCAUGACGAUCCUCUAUAUGAGGGUUGGCGUACACUAUCCUCCAAGGAGCGUAAGAAGCGAGAGAAGCAAUUGGUGAGGAAGGGUCUUCCCAUCCCUGGCAAAGAUUUCGAGCUUCCCUCCGACGAGCCACCUGUGGUCCCAGAACCAAUUAUCGAACCAGAGCCAGAGCCGGAGCCGGAGCCGGAGCCGGAGCCUGAACCUGAACCAGAGCCAGAGCCAGAACCGGCACCCGAGCCUGAGCCCGAACCCGAACCUGAAAAGCCCGCCGAAGAAGACUCCUGGGGUAUCUGGGGGCCAGCGAAGGAGAAGAAAAAGAAGAAGAAGGGUCUAGAACUCGAACCUCCUCCACCUGCACCAACACCACCUGCUCAGGGCUUGACACCAGAGCCGGAAUCCUUCAAUGACCAUGGUGACGAUGUAUGGGCAGAACUGGCACCCAAGACCUCAAAGGGGACCAAGAAGACUACAAAGGCCAUUGAGUCUCCCAAGGAGGAAAAGAAAAGCUUCUGGUCAAGCUUUACUGGAGGUAGCACAAGUAAAUCCAAGGCUAGCAAGAAGACUAAGGAAGAGAAGAAGGAGCCAGAGCCUCUUGAGGAGGAUCUCAUUGAUGUAGGCGAGGAUCCCCCUGCAGAACCUGAGCCUGAACCAGAGCCAGAGCCAGAACCUGAGCCAGAACCUGAGCCAGAGCCAGAGCCAGAGCCAGAGCCUGAACCUGAACCUGAACCAGAGCCGGAGCCUGUUCCCGUCAAGAGUUCCAAGAAGACUUCUAAGCUAAGCGUCGCCGAGCGUAUCAAAGCACUGGAGCAGGCCAAGAAGGAUAAAGCGAGGGAGGAAAAAUUGGCGAAGAAAAAGAAGGCCGAGCCUGUGCCUGAACCCGAACCAGUGCCUGAGCCCGAGCCAGAGCCGGAACCAAAACCACCUGCUGAGGAGCCUGCCCCGGCAAAGAAGAGCAAGUCUAAGUCCAAGACCAAGGAGGAUUCUCUGCCAGGCAGUUUCCCUGAUUUCGGCGAUGAUGUAGAGCCAGAGCCAGAACCUGAACCUGAACCUGAACCCGAGCCUGAACCUGAACCCGAACCGGAGCCAGAGCCAGAACCGGAGCCUCCGGCGCCAGAUCUUUCAAAAAUGUCGAAGAAAGAACUCAAGAAAUAUAAAAAGGCCGAGGCUGAGAGGGUGGCAGCUGCUGCCGCUGCAGCGGCGGCUAAGGAGCCCACUCCUCCACCGGAGGAGCCAGUGCCAGAACCUGAGGCUGAGCCUGAGCCAGCUCCAGAACCCGAACCAGAGCCGGAACCUGAACCUGAACCCGAAGCUGAACCGGAGCCUGAGCCCGAAGCUGAGCCCGACCCAGCACCCGAGGAACCAGAAGAAAAAGGUGCCCCUUCCGCAGCGCCACCAGAAGCCGAAGAGCCCGCAAAACCCUUGAAGAAAGAACGAGCCCGCGUGGAUCGUAGCUCACACGGCUGGGGUUUCUUCCCUGUCGCACCUCCACCCAAAAAGCUCACGAAAAGAGACAAGCCGCGCGAUGAGGAUGCCAAGAAGAAAGAGUCUACGCGCGACCGGUCUCCAGGUGCCACACGGUCAAAACCUAGCAAGGCUCGACCUAAAGAACCGGAACCGGAAGUCGAAAAGUCAUCUUCCGAUCGGGAAAAGCGACGAGAACGAGAGAGUCGUCCGUCGAAGAAUCAACGUGGCGUGGCCUUGGCUAACAUGGUUCUGGGUACGCCCCAGUCCAAAAGCAAAUCCACCCGCAAACAGGCUGUUUCGUCGAAACCUAUGUCUAGACGUGCUUCUUUCGAUGAAGAGAAAGCUAUGCCUAGUCCAACUGAAGAUAAAAUGGAGGUCUCGGAUAAGGCUGCCAAGUUGAUGGGGAUGAAUACUAAGGCUCGACGUGAGCGGCCCCGCGCGGAAAGGCGGAAAUCCGCUCGUGAUCCAUAUGCGAUCGAGGAUGAUGACCUUGUUGUCGUAGAUAUGGAGGAUGCCGAGGGUCACUCACCGAGAGAGGGUUCUAAAGGAUCGAGGCGCAAGCCAAAGAGACAGUCACGAUCAAGACCUGAAGACGAAGAACCCGUCAUGGUAGACGCAGACCAAGCGCAACCAGUCCCAGACGUAAUGUCAGGACCCGACGACAUGGGCUUUGUCGAUGCACCACGCGAACGCCGCCUAAAGCGUUCAAACACCGCCCCACCAAAGAAGCAAGAGACAGGAGGCCUGAUGGGCCUCUUUGGCUCACUCCGAAAGAGCGCAAAGCCAGAGCGGCCCGAGAUGCCCGAGCGACGAAAGUCUCGCUCCUACCGCGACGACGACCCGCGGUACCCACCAGACCCAGAACGGCCCGAGAUGCCUGAUCGACGAAAGUCCCGCUCCUACCGCGACGAUGACCCGCGGUACCCACCAGACCCUGAGCGCGAAGCAGCCCGCCGAGCCCGUCGCGAAGACCGACGACGUGGCUCCGUCCGCCCAGACACAGAUGCAGAAGGCUUCGUCACGGAUGCGCCCGGCCCAGCGGAAACAGAAGCCGAAGAUAUCGAAGCGCGACGCGCAGCACGACACUCGCGUCGCGGAUCUCGCAAAGCGCCCUCUGAGCCGCGCGAUAUCGAAGCACGGGAAGCCGAGGAGCGACGCGCGAGAAGGAAAGAGCGGGCUCGCGAGCAGCGCGCUCGCGAGGAAGAAGAGGAGGAAAGAUUGCGUGAAGAAAAGCGCGCUAGACGCGCUGCUCGCGAAGAACGGCGUAUGCGCGAAGAACAGGAGGCGAGAGACGCUGAGGCCGCAGCUGAAGCUGCUGCUGCUGCUGAAGCGGCUGAGCGUCGUGAGCGGCGGCGCCUUCGCGAAGAAGAAAUUAUGGCUGCGAAGAUGAGUCGACGACGUGUGCGCGAGGAACGAGAGGAUGUUCUGGAUGGAGAAGAUCGUCGUGCGCGCAGUUCGCGUGAAGAUCCUAAGGAUCGAGCGAGGCGUCGCAAGUCCAAGGUUGCACCUGAACCAGCUAGGGCUCCAUAUAUGAGUGGUGGCAAUGGCAAAGAUAAAAUUUCUUCAUGGGUUUAUGGGCAAGCUGAUGAACCGCCUGAACCGCCACCGAUUAUGCCUACUGUCAUUGAUAUGCCGCCUCCUGCUGAAGGGAGUGGGGGGAAUGCGCAUUCUCUUUCUUCGGAUGAGGAGGCACGACGGGCUGCAAGACGGAAGGCUAGACGUCGUGCUAAGUAUCCCGAUGAGGAUAUUGAUGAUGUGCGAUCCAGACGCAGAGACUCUCGGCGUGAAGGUGUGAAGAGCAGUUCUGGGAGUGGUGAUUAUGAGCGUGAUCGGGGGAUGAGAUCGCGGCCUGGGAGUCGGCAGGGGGGCCCACCUCCGCCCGGUUCGGCGAAGAAGUCGAGUUGGUUCCGGAAAUUGACGAAUUUGUGA
Molecule: messenger RNA, 5271 nt
Organism: Penicillium soppii
Lineage: Eukaryota; Fungi; Ascomycota; Eurotiomycetes; Eurotiales; Aspergillaceae
Exons: 4
Coding region: 1-5271 (1756 amino acids)
Source: RefSeq, a predicted model, not a curated record